AUGGGGGAUUUUAACGCUCAUCAUAGUUAUUGGAGAGAUAGCCGUAAUUUGGUGAUGGGAAAUAGAAUAGUCGAUGCAAUGGAGUCUUCUAGAGUCCAAGUUUUGAAUACGGACAGCCAGACGCUUUUAUCUUGUGAUUGGAAUGUAGGGGACGACCCAUGGGGUAGUGACCACUAUCCCAUAUUUAUUGAAUUGAGUGUUAAAACAGGAAAAAGGGAUGAAGUGAAAGAUAGAACUCGUCUGUAUACCCUCAACACUGAUUGGAAGGGCCUUAAUCCAAGACGUAAAAGUAACCCUACAUGUGUGUGGUGGAAUGAAGAAUGUAGUAGACUCAUAAGACUCAGGAAAGCUGCCUUGCUUAAGUUCAAAUUCGAUAGUAGUGCGAGUAACUUCAUUACUUAUAAAAAGGCGGAAGCCAAUGUUAAAAGUGGACUCAAAAGAAUCAGACGAGAAAGUUUUAGGAAUUUUUGUUCAGGUUUAACUAGGUUUACCAAUCCGUCGUAUAUUUGGAAGAGAAUCAAGUGCUUUCAGAAUAAACAGACUUCAUCAACGAGGAAGAAGGAAGGUAAGCCAGAAGUUCUUGAUAGAGUUCGACAAGCUAUUUCUUCGUUGUGCCCUCCGUGGGCUUCAACCUCAAUCCCGCAGCUUCAAGACUAUGGUGAUGAAUUUUUGGAUCUUCCUUUUUUGAUGGAGGAAUUAGAGUAUGCGUUGGCUUUCGUUCGAGUCAGAGCUAGCCCAGGUAUUGAUAAAAUAGACUACAGAAUUCUUCGAGAACUCCCAAUGAUAGCUAAGCAGGAAUUAUUACGUCUCUUCAAUGAGAUUUUUUCAACUGGAAGUUUUCCGGAUGAAUGGAGGAGAUAUCGUAUUUUUUUUAUUUCAAAAGGCGACGGUAAAGGAGUGAGACCAAUCUCACUAGCUUCUUGUGUUCUUAAGGUGCUAGAGCGUAUGAUAAACAACAGACUGAGCUGGUGGUUAGAAUACAAUGAUCUUUUGCCUUCUUCUCAAUUUGGUUUUCGAAGGGGGAAGUCAUGUAUUGAUAAUUUAGCGAUACUUACCUCUGAAAUUCUUUCGGCAUUUGAAGAUACCGAGUCGGUAGUAGCGGCUUUUAUUGAUAUAAAGAGUGCUUACGAUAAUGUGUUGGCAGAUGUCCUCAUUGAGGGACUCCAGGAUAUUGGCAUUCCAAGGCUUACUUUACAAUUUAUCUACAAUCUAGUUGCAGCUAGACAUUUAGAAUUUAACUUUGAAGACAUAAAUGAAUCUUUCAAAUCAGUUCCAAGAGCGAUCAGAAUUCUGGAAGAGGCUAUUUCAGUAGGAAAUAGUUUUUUAAAGGCUAGUGGGCUGGAAAUUGCUCCCGAUAAAAGCAAAUUGGUUGUUUUUGAAAAGGAGGGACUCAGGUAUAACUGGUCCCUUCAAAUUGGUGAUAAAAGCAUAGUUUCUUCUUGUACGGUCAAGUUCUUGGGAGUGAUAUUGGAGGAGUCUUUAAGUUGGAUCCCCCAGAUAGAGGCAAUAUGUUCUGAAUGUCAGAAUCCGCUGGCAAUAAUCAGUUGUUUAAGGGGUACUUGGUGGGGUGCCGACCCUGUGGUGCUAAUGAGAUUAUAUAGAGCUUUAAUUAGAGCUAGGAUAGAGUAUACUGCUUUCUUGAUGUGUAAUGUACCAGAUAAAUAUAUGGAAAAAUUGAAUAGAGUUCAAUACAAAGCCAUAAGACUGGCUUUCGGUUACAGAGCAUCCACUCGGGUAAAUGUUAUGUUAGCAGAAGCUCAAGAACCACCUCUUGAGUGCAGGUUCAGAUAUUUAGGUAGAAAUUAUAUUUCUAGAGUGUUUACUAGUAGCAGUCACCAGCUUGUACCGAUUCUCGAGGGGUUGUUGUCUUCCUGGGAGAGGGUAACAGUUGUACGCCGUAACAAGAUGCCAACAAUUAUAGAGUGCUAUCAAGAUAUAGACAAAGUUGGGCACUUACUGGAAGCCUCUAAAAUUUCUUUAUGUUUUAAGUAUGAGUAUCAAGCACUCUGGUUUGAUCCUGCAGUCUCAUUUGAAGAAGGGUAUAGAAUCAAAGAGUCUAAAGAUAAGAACCGUGAAUUUGAUAAGAUAUUUAGAGAUCUGUUGGAAGAAGCAGAGUGGUUUUUUACUGAUGGGUCAAAGAUGGAGGGCAAACCUUUUGUAGGGUUUGCAGUAGUAAGAGGGAAUGAUGGGACAACGUUUAAAUGGCGUACCACGACGUUCGCAUCAAUUUAUUCAGCAGAAGCUUUAGCCAUCAUAGAAACGUUGAUGCUAAUAUCUCAGUCUGAAAGGACAAAAUUUGCUAUCUUUGCAGACGCUCGGAGUGUUUUGCAGGCUAUUAAAAUGAAGCCAAAGAUAAAUACAGGGUCAGGGCAGAGUGGACGUAGUCCGAGCCCAUAUUUUUCUUCAAUACAAAGCUUUUGGAACAAAUGGUCCACAGAAUAUCUUCAAAGAUACCUAACCACUUACAAAUGGAGAAGAGAAUCCAACUCUAUCCAAGAAGGAAGUAUUGUGUUGAUCACCGACGAACGGUACCCUCCACCUAAGUGGCCAUUAGGACGAGUUAAAAAACUCUACCAAGGAUCUGACGGAGUUGCACGAGUAGCGACAGUGAAAACCAGCACGUCAACAUUUACAAAACCUAUUGUUAAACUUUGCCCACUUAACAUAACUUCGGAAUCAUGGUCGUCGCCGGUGUCAACGAAGGCAGGCGGGAAUGUUAAAAAAUAA
Chelonus insularis is the source of this 2727-nucleotide messenger RNA. RefSeq lists its product as uncharacterized. The transcript is spliced from 4 exons. NCBI's taxonomy places the organism in Eukaryota, Metazoa, Arthropoda, Insecta, Hymenoptera, Braconidae. Bases 1 to 2727 code for a protein of 908 amino acids. Gene Ontology annotation, molecular function: nucleic acid binding. The record is from RefSeq and is a predicted model, not a curated record.